Molecule: messenger RNA, 1723 nt
Organism: Musa acuminata AAA Group (dessert banana)
Lineage: Eukaryota; Viridiplantae; Streptophyta; Magnoliopsida; Zingiberales; Musaceae
Product: elongation factor 1-gamma 2
Exons: 8
Coding region: 149-1414 (421 amino acids)
Biological process (GO): translational elongation
Molecular function (GO): translation elongation factor activity; glutathione transferase activity
Source: RefSeq, a predicted model, not a curated record
UCCCCUAUAUAUAAAGCCACAGGAGGCGAUCGAGUGUAUCAGUUUGCUCCGCCGUUGCUCGCGUCUUUUCCUCUCUCAUCUCUAGCGCCGUCGGCCUCCUCUCCCUUCUCUAUCCGGGAAUUGAGGCGGUCGCGGAUCGCAAGACUCGAUGGCGCUGGUUUUGCAUGCUGGUGAUACAAAUAAGAAUGGGUUCAAGGCACUUAUUGCUGCAGAGUACAGUGGUAUCCAAGUUGAGUUGGUGAAGAACUUUGUAAUGGGUGUGUCAAAUAAAACUCCAGAGUUUCUUAAGAUGAACCCUAUAGGGAAGGUGCCUGUAUUGGAGACGCCUGAUGGUCCCGUUUUCGAGAGCAAUGCUAUAGCACGUUAUGUAACUCGCUUGAAGGCUGAUAAUCCUCUUUAUGGCUGUUCACUCAUCGAAUAUGCUCACAUUGAACAAUGGAUUGACUAUGCAUCCAUGGAAAUUGAUGCAAAUCUUGCACGAUGGCUUUAUCCACGACUUGGAUAUAUGCCUUACCUUGCUGUUGCUGAGGAAGCAGCAAUAUCUAGUUUGAAGAGGGCACUUGGUGCUUUGAACACUCAUCUUGCCUCAAGCACAUACCUUGUUGGCCAUUCUGUUACUUUAGCAGAUAUUGUCAUGACAUGCAACUUAUACCUUGGAUUCAGUAUGAUCCUGGUCAAGAGUUUUACAUCAGAAUUCCCUCAUGUUGAAAGGUACUUUUGGACUAUGGUUAAUCAACCAAAUUUCCAUAAAGUGGUAGGCGAGGUUAAACAGGUCGACUCAGUUCCACCUGUUCCAUCACAAAAGAAGCCUGUUCAACCUAAAGAGCCAGCUAAACCAAAGGAAGUUAAGAAAGAACCUACGAAGGAGCCUGCAAAACCCAAAGUUCAGGAGGUUCUGGAAGAGGAGGAGGAGGCUCCCAAACCCAAGCCAAAGAAUCCUCUAGACCUACUUCCACCUAGUAAGAUGAUAUUGGAUGAGUGGAAGAGGCUUUAUUCCAAUACGAAAACCAACUUCCGAGAGGUUGCCAUCAAAGGUUUCUGGGAUAUGUAUGACCCUGAGGGUUACUCUCUGUGGUUCUGUGACUAUAAAUACAACGAUGAGAACACUGUAUCAUUUGUGACCCUUAACAAGGUGAGUGGGUUCCUGCAGCGAAUGGAUUUGACUCGGAAAUAUGCUUUUGGAAAGAUGCUCGUGAUUGGCUCUGAACCACCAUUCAAGGUGAAGGGUGUGUGGCUCUUCCGGGGACAGGAGAUUCCAAAAUUUGUGCUCGAUGAGGUCUAUGACAUGGAACUAUACGAUUGGGCAAAGGUUGACAUUUCUGAUGAAGCACAGAAGGAGCGGGUGAAUGCCAUGAUCGAGGACCAGGAGCCUUUUGAAGGUGAGGCCCUGUUGGAUGCCAAGUGCUUCAAGUAAAACCAUUGGAAGAUGAACUGAACGAGAAUAUAUAACCUGGACUUGAUCUCUUCGAGCUGGAGGUGUUUACAUUUGCUGCACUCUUAGUUAGUUACUGGUUUUCUGAGUCUUGUUAGUACCUUGAUACGGAGAUCUUAUUUAAACAAGUGAUUUGUAGGGUUCCUUUCGUGCUGGACCAAGAGUCAGUUAAAUGUGCGAUAAACUCUUUUCAUUUGUGGUAUCAAUUUCUGUUGAUUCAGAUGGUCAUUGUUUGGUAGCGCUAUGUAGAGCCUUUUAAUUAUUAAUUAUUUCUAGGUGAUGUUUGUGAUA